GGUGAAGAAAAACAAGUCCCUGCUUUUGUCCAAACUGACGGCUGCAGCUGUAAAUGACAAAAAGAGAUGUAGGUGGAAAGAAAUCACAGCCAGAGUGAACAGUGUGCGUGCUGGCGUCCAACGUAGUGUUGACGAAGUUAAAAAGAAGUGGUACGAUCUUCAGUCCACGGCCAAGAAGAAACGUGCUUUGCAAGAGAGUUUGCUGGAGCAGCUGAAAGUAAACCAGAUGACUGAAAAUGGUGAUGAGUUUGACACUGGUGAAAUCGACUGUGAAAAAUCAGAAUCACCAAAUUUUUUCAAAUCACAUUCAAAAUUGUUGUCGAUCCUCGGCACAAAUGGAGGUCAGACUGAGGCUGAGAAAUCUGACAUGGCAACACAAGCGGACAGUGACGACAUUGUAGGUGUUGAGGAGCCAGCCGAUCAUGGGGCGAAUAUGAAUACGAAGCUGUCUAACGAGGAUGCUUCUAAUUCCAACGAUGGCGGCGACAAACCUCAAGUUGUGUCAAUUUCAACUGAUAAGAUCAGGGAUAACAUUAAGUCAGCUCCUAAUAUUCUGACAAGGAAUGACUGGCGGGUGUUAGAGAUUACUGAUGGGGACACUUGUGAGAUAGCAAAUUACGCUGCUAUUGACCAUAAUUAUGAAGUGAGACUCGACAAACCGUCAAAGAAUAAUGAGAAGGACAGUGUCUGUGUCCCUGAGGAACAAGUCAAUGGGUGGAAAAUUGAGUCUGUGGUGUCACAAGCUGACUCGUGCAGUCCCAAGAAAUCAAAACUUUCUCAAGAAGACAGUGCGGACACAGCAUCUACAGUUAGCCACAUCACAGCGGACAUCGGCCACCAGCGACUGAGAGUAGAACGAAAGCGACUCUCAGUGGAGCGACGGAGAUUAUGUGUGGAACAGGAAAAACUGAGGCUGCUUCGAAGGCUAGUCAAGCUGGAGGAGAAACGACUCGGGAAACGUGGACGAAAACAGACUUGCCAGAAGACAAGGGGGAAAAGGAAGCGGACAGGCCAUCGGAGUGAUCAUAAGAAUGAGAAGAGAACUAAACAUCGUAAGGAUAGUGAGGCCGGUAAGGACAGUACAGAACAAGGUAGGGAUUGGACAGAACAUAAUGAGGAUGGAAUGGAGCUGCAGGAUAGCAAUGAUCGGACCGAGUGUAGGGAUGAGAAGAAUAGGGGGAUGAUGGUACCGAGCAACGGAAGUGGAACAGAUCUAGAUGGUCAAGGUGAUGGGGACAGUGAUGGGCAGGAGGUGGACCAGGGCAGCGGGUGUGAGGAUGUUUCUGCUGGAAUGGACCAUGUGCAGCAGAGGGAAGUAUCAGAGGAGGAAGAGGAUGUUGGUGAAGGGAGGCAGGAAGGUGAAGAAGACGACCAGGAGCAGGAGAGUGUUAGUGAGGGAAUGGACCACGUUGAACAGAAGGACCAGUCAGACGAGGACAGUGGGGAGGGAAGUGUUCCAGGGAGCAGGGCGGGGAGCAUCAGCAGUAGUGUUCGGGGUAGUAUAGAGGGCAGGAGUGAGGAAUCUGAAGGACAGGGGGGGUCUGAGGAAGAAGAUGAUCAGGAAGAGAGUGGGGAGGAGAAGCACAUGGUUGUGGACAAGGAAAACGAGGAGAUGUCUUCUGCAGAGGAGGAGAAGGAAGAAGGGGAGUGCGACGAGAGCGGAGAAGACGAUGGAGAAAGACUGUCUAUAAAAUAUCUCCAGUGUGACUGAGAACAUGGUAUAUACUUGAUUCGCAUUUUAAGUGCAUUACUGUUUAACUUUUGGUAAUGCUGUGAUUGAAUGGAGUAUUUUAUGAAGAAUCUUCAAGCAUUGUAUGAGUUGGAUGAGCCAGUCAUUUGUAAAUAACAUGGGUUUCAUUCACAUAGAUGAAAUGUUUUCACUCUAUCUGUUUCAUGUAAUUUCAUGCCAUGGAUAUAUUUAUGAUGAUCAAUAAUGUGAAUAUUGUUUGUAACAUGGUGAAAUCAAAAAGUAGCUUUGUGUUUUGUCUGCUGUCUACUGUUGAAGCGCCUAGUGGUUAAAGUGUUGGCUCGUCACGCCGAAGACCCGGGUUCGAAUCCCCACAUGGGUAUAAUGUGUGAAGCCCAUUUCUGGUG
Molecule: messenger RNA, 2094 nt
Organism: Haliotis rubra (blacklip abalone)
Lineage: Eukaryota; Metazoa; Mollusca; Gastropoda; Lepetellida; Haliotidae
Product: cyclin-dependent kinase 11B-like
Exons: 2
Coding region: 227-1711 (494 amino acids)
Source: RefSeq, a predicted model, not a curated record